Molecule: messenger RNA, 360 nt
Organism: Auanema sp. JU1783
Lineage: Eukaryota; Metazoa; Nematoda; Chromadorea; Rhabditida; Rhabditidae
Source: the annotation of a GenBank genome assembly
AUGGCUUUCAAAAUUUUGCUUUUACUUUGUUGCUUAAUAGUUGUAUACAGCAGUCCAGUUAAAAAACGAGACGAUACCGAUCCUAAAGUCUGGUUUUGCCAAAAUUCCUUUUUACGAGCAACAGUUGAACAGGCUCUAGCAAAUGAUGGGAUAAGAAAUAAUGUCGAUGAGCUACAACAGUAUUUGGAAGAAAUUUUGAGUCCUUAUUUUCAAGAACAUGUCGGUAAAUGGCUAAUAAGUGUUUCUAAUUUUCAUCGGGUGAACGGAUAUGCUGGAGAUACGGUUUCUAUUUUACCCACAUUCUGUGCAAUUAAUGAUGCUUCUCUUAAUAUGCACAUAAUUAUUGUGAAAAUUGAAUAA